AUGGGACGACCUGUAAUAGAAAAACCGGGGCAGGCAAUAGUGGAACCUGGGGUAACAUUAACUAAAGCAACGGGAGGUAAAAUGAUUUGUUCGUUCAGGGUCGAUACAGGGUUUGAUAUCGUGUGGAAUUCAAUUUUGUUAAGUAUAAUGCAAUGCAAUGGUUGAGGAGAAGAUGUGACCCAUAGGUUGUCACGUAGUUGUCUUAGGAAGAAAGGAGAAGGGGGAAUGGGAACCAUAAGAC
Messenger RNA from Rotaria socialis, 241 nucleotides. The record is from the annotation of a GenBank genome assembly. NCBI's taxonomy places the organism in Eukaryota, Metazoa, Rotifera, Eurotatoria, Philodinida, Philodinidae.